AUGAGGUGCAUUCUGCGAACUUGCCUGCAUCAUAAUCAUCAUCUGCGGCAGCGUGUUGUUGCCACCACUAACACCACCAAUAAUGCUGCCGCUGCUGCGCUUCUUUUCGGUGUGCGCUGCCAGAGCAAUUCACUUAUCGGCACCAUUCACGGCGGGGAGUUGUCAUUGCCGAGUGAUCCGCAGGGCGGCUCGCAGCUCUCCGCACGCAACAUUGCGAUGGAGGCGCUGCAGAUGAAGAAAUUACAUCAAGAACGGGGCGGCAACCCGAUGCUGGCGCAGCAGGCACGCCGUGUCCUUUUCGCCACAUCCAUCGCCGGCCAAAGUCUUGACGCCCGCUCCGUCGCGCUGCUUCUUAACACCGCCGUGUACUUUGGUAUGGAGAGUGACGCGAAGCUCGUACGUGAGUGCAUCGACUACUGCCUGAAGAAUGACAAACUUAUCACCGUCGAUGUCCUGCCGAUUGUCGUCACCGCCUGCGCUACCCUGAAGUCACGCGAUGCCCGUGAGGUGAUUGAAAUGCAGGCACAGAAGGCCGCCCGGAAUGCGAAGUAUUUGGAUUCAAAGGGCGUCGCAAACAUCAUCAGCGCCUUUUCGAAAACCGGCAUCAAUCAUGAGAAAUUGUUUGGUUUUCUCUCAAAACGCGUCCAGACCCUUGCACGCGUGGGCGAAUUUGAGGCGGCGCAUC
Trypanosoma cruzi is the source of this 685-nucleotide messenger RNA. RefSeq lists its product as uncharacterized. The annotation marks the transcript as partial. Lineage: Eukaryota; Euglenozoa; Kinetoplastea; Trypanosomatida; Trypanosomatidae. The transcript has a single exon. The record is from RefSeq and is a predicted model, not a curated record.